GAUCGAUGCUCUCCACGCUCUAUAUCCCCACCUAUAUUAUCCUCCCGCCAUUCCUCCCACACGCCCACCUUCUUAUAUACUUUCUCAUACACACGCUCAUCUCCCUCUCUCUCUCUCUCUCCCCAACUUCUUUCCUGCAGGGAUCUAAAUUGUGAUUGAAAACAUUGCUGGUGAUACAAUGGCAGCUGACAAGGGUAAAUCAUCAAGUAAGCUAUGUAGCAAGAAAAUUCAAGGGAAAGUUUCUGGAGUGACCAAAGCUGAGAGGGAGAAACUGAAGCGUGAGCAUCUGAAUGACCUCUUUCUUGCAUUGGCGAAUGCUCUUGAAAUUUCAGAGCAGACUAAUGGCAAAGCUUGUGUAAUCGGGGAAACUACCAGGAUGGUAAAGGAUACGCUUAAGCAGAUUGAAUGCCUCAAAAGAGAGAAUGAAGCUUUGCUGUUUGAAUCUCAAUAUGUGACUAGCGAGAAUAAUGAGCUUCAAGUUGAGAAUUCUGCUCUGCAAGAUCAGAUAGUGAAAUUGCAGAAGGAGCUAAAAGAGAAGACGUCUCAGGUAAACCUAGAUCUGAAUAUAGCUCCACCUGAACCGAAGAGAUUAGAUUUGAUGCCAUUAACUGCCGAGGACCAUAUCACAUUUCCUAUCGGGGAACCUCUAUUGCAGAAACCAGCAACUGGGGCUCCCCUCUAUGUGAUCCCUGUCUAUCCUGAUUUCCAAGUUCAUCAGCAGUCUAAUCAUACUGCACAACUUGCAUGCGAGCCUGUUGGUAAUGUGAGCAAACCACGUGCUAGAUAUCCAUCUCCCGGUGAUUCUUGGCCUUCCCGGAUUCUAUAAGAUCUGUGAGAACAAGAGAAAAAUUGAGGGAUAGGAGUAGCAAUGACAGAAAGAAUUGAGGCAAAUGUAAUGUGUAAGUUUGUUGUGGUUCAAGUGAUGUGCUAGUUGGUUAGUCUGCCAACCGUCUGUAAAUUCGACUGGUAUUAUGCGCUUCCUCUGCGUCUCUAUAGAAGAAACACACCCAAUACGGAGUCUUAAGCAAA
Messenger RNA from Daucus carota subsp. sativus, 1029 nucleotides. Its product is annotated as transcription factor bHLH47. The transcript has 5 exons. Lineage: Eukaryota; Viridiplantae; Streptophyta; Magnoliopsida; Apiales; Apiaceae. Gene Ontology annotation, molecular function: protein dimerization activity. The record is from RefSeq and is a predicted model, not a curated record. The coding region runs from base 179 to 826 and encodes 215 amino acids.